Molecule: messenger RNA, 795 nt
Organism: Punctularia strigosozonata HHB-11173 SS5
Lineage: Eukaryota; Fungi; Basidiomycota; Agaricomycetes; Corticiales; Punctulariaceae
Exons: 5
Coding region: 1-795 (264 amino acids)
Source: RefSeq, a predicted model, not a curated record
AUGAAGGUCACUCCGGUCCUCCUAGCGCUUGCGCUCGCCGUCGGUGUCACCAUCGCUGCCGGCUCAGACACCGUUGCGUCUCUCUCCAAGCCAGAGGUUAACCCGCCGCUCUCGCUCAUCCACCCCGGGCCUGCUGUCGUCGCCCGCCCCGCCUUCCCGCGCACCAAUAUCGAGCGACUUGCGCAGGGCAGGCCACUCAAGAAGCCCCGCCGCGCAUCCCCCACUCUGCAGGCGAAGCGUCAGGGGUCGUCGGUGUCCUAUGCGAUCCGUGUGGACAACGCUGCCAAUGGUGACGUGCUCGGAUACGUCGGGUCGACGUUGAACGUGUAUGGAGAGUAUGGAGUCACGUCCGACCCCGCCGAAGCUCUCGCAAUGAUCGGUAGCCCGGCAGAAAUCAACGAGUAUUCUAAUAUUGCGAUCGCCGGGCUCUUCCCUUACCUCGGUGGUGUCCUUGGCUACGCCUCCACCUCACCUGACUUUGCCCUGGGCUCAUAUAAUUAUGCAUACCUCGGUGGUGUCUUCAUCGGAUCUGGCAAUGGAACGAACUCGGUCACCGAGGCGACUGGGCUCCCCCCGACCCUCUUUCAGAGCCCCAUUUGGACGUACGACUACCUCACGGGCCUGCUCACAGCGCAAUGGAGCAACACUAAUCACAGCGAGCCCACUACGGAGAUCGUGUACUACCUGACCGAUGACGCCAUUAUCCUGACGGGCGACUCGGGCGUCUUUGAUGAAACCUUCGGCAACUCUUUUCGCAUCGCACUUCAAAUCGUCCAGAUUCCCGACACCCCUUAA